AUGUGUACUUCAGUGCAUCCAUGUGGAGACAAAGAUAUUCCAAAUGUCCCUUAUCGUGAAGCAGUGGGGAGUUCGAUGUACUUAUCAAUUGGCACAAGACCUGAUAUUACAUUUGCGGUCAACAGCGCGAGUCAAUAUCUAGAAGACCCUAAGAAAAUCCACUGGAAUGCGGUGAAAAGAAUAAUAAAAUAUCUGAAAGGAACCGUGCGAUACGGACUCUAUUUCCCAGCUCAACAAGACAUUCAACUUCUUGCCUUUAGUGACGCAGAUUUCGCCGGGAACACACGAAAAUCCACAACGGGACUUGUCCUAAAACUGAGUGAGUCAACUAUUUCGUGGAGUUCGCAAAAACAAAAGGUGGUAGCUCUUUCAACUACUGAGGCGGAGUACGUCGCAGCCUCCCAGGCAGUAAAAGAAAUCAUCUGGGUAAAAAGUCUACUGCAGAGCUUGCAAGUCUUACGAGCGACACAGUGUGUACGAGUAGCACAGCAUUAUGGUUUCUGUGCCAUCGUAAGCAGAGAAUUGGUGCGCAAUGAAGUGACCACCGGCUCACAAAGAGGCGUUAUCCUGGCGUAUUUGAUGUCCGAGGGUAAAUUAGUUCCCUCGGAUGUCAUGGUGGAGCUUAUCAAAGCAAGGAUGCUGAGCAGCCUAGAUACCUCGCGCGGUUUCCUACUGAGCGGGUUUCCGAGGGAGAAGAUACAGUGUCAACAUUUCAACAGACAAAUCCGACCGCCAGACCUUGUCUUGUAUUUAUAUGUCAGAAACUCACUGCUGAUGGAAAGAGUUCUAGCCAGAACCAUUACCGCUACUGAGAGGCAAAGUCGCAGUAUUGACGAAAAUUGGCAGCGAAUUAAAGAGCACAGUCGAAUGAUCAAACCUAUCCUUAGGAAUUACAAGAAACAACUAGUAGUUAUCAAUGGCGAGAGAGAUGAACCGGAAGUUUUCGGAGACAUUUGCAGUGAGAUUGAUAACAUCUUGAUAAACUUUCCAAGUACAUCUGGUAAAAGCAACUAAUUAGAAUUUGUUAUUUAUAUGAUAAUUGCGCUGAAUUAAUAUAGGUACAUAAAACAUUGAUUAUCAUGCAAAGUUAUAAGUUGAUUGAUGGAGUUUUACAUGGCAUUAUGAAAAUAAACUGUGCUUUAUAUUA
This is a messenger RNA of Wasmannia auropunctata (little fire ant), 1147 nucleotides long. Its product is annotated as adenylate kinase isoenzyme 5-like. Gene Ontology annotation, molecular function: nucleobase-containing compound kinase activity; ATP binding. Bases 1 to 1014 code for a protein of 337 amino acids. Lineage: Eukaryota; Metazoa; Arthropoda; Insecta; Hymenoptera; Formicidae. The transcript is spliced from 2 exons. Gene Ontology annotation, biological process: nucleobase-containing compound metabolic process. The record is from RefSeq and is a predicted model, not a curated record.